Molecule: messenger RNA, 562 nt
Organism: Clupea harengus (Atlantic herring)
Lineage: Eukaryota; Metazoa; Chordata; Actinopteri; Clupeiformes; Clupeidae
Gene: haus6
Product: HAUS augmin-like complex subunit 6
Exons: 5
Coding region: 155-547 (130 amino acids)
Biological process (GO): spindle assembly
Cellular component (GO): HAUS complex; mitotic spindle microtubule
Molecular function (GO): microtubule binding
Source: RefSeq, a predicted model, not a curated record
UUGCUGGCCAGUGUUGGAUCGCAAGCAGGACACUGAGUUCAGGAAACUCACUCUGGUUCUGCUUCAGGAGAUUACGAAUCAGUCUGGGGGCUCCUUCCCCAAAGUGCUGGCCUCCCACCUGCUCUCCCCCAGCGGGCCGAAGUUCAUCCACAUCAUGCUGAGCCUGGCCAGGCACGUCAUGCUGAAGGAGAUCAAGGCCUUCCACACAGAUGGCUUAUGGGUCCCGAAAGCCGUUGCGAUGCCUCCGAGCUGUUUGGAGAUGGCAGAGAAACGCUUCCAGGUCGCAAGGUCAUCCCACCUUGCGGCAGUCAUGGCUCGGGACCACCUCAAUCGGGAGCGCCAGCACAGAGUCAAGUCCUGGGAGAAAUCCGUACGAGAUCUCAUGGCAGAGAAAGCCAAAUACGAGGAAUUACUUGCAAGCCAGGAAGGCAUUGUUGAGCAGGAUGGCAGUCUGUCCCAGGAGAAGGUUCAGAGGGUGCGUAUAUGUUCUCUUGCGUUGCUAGACGAUUUCACGACCACAUUCCUCUGUUGUCAUGGUUUUAUUUAGUUUCAGCUUAGUUUG